Molecule: messenger RNA, 2701 nt
Organism: Perca flavescens (yellow perch)
Lineage: Eukaryota; Metazoa; Chordata; Actinopteri; Perciformes; Percidae
Product: dipeptidyl peptidase 4
Exons: 26
Coding region: 119-2362 (747 amino acids)
Biological process (GO): proteolysis
Cellular component (GO): plasma membrane
Molecular function (GO): dipeptidyl-peptidase activity; serine-type endopeptidase activity
Source: RefSeq, a predicted model, not a curated record
UAAUAUUUAACAGCCAGCCGAUCGUAUAACUUUAGUGUUCUCCGCGCGUGUAGCCGACUGGAUCGAUGAAGUUGUGAUUUGGACGGAUAUUGACACACUUCACCGACGCGCAGAAACAAUGGUUUCCAUCGGAAAGGUGCUCCUCGGAGUCUUUGGGGUAGCAGUGGUCGUCAUUUUGAUAGCGGUACCCACGGCUAUAUAUUUGAAAGAGAAGGAGGAGGGGGAUCAGAACAUGAGAACUUUCACCCUGGAGGAUGUCUUCAACAGUUCACUGAAACCAAAGUCCAUCAGCAUGAGGUGGAUCUCAGAUAAUGAGUAUUUGAAUAAGUCCCAGGGCUCAGUCUUCCUCCACAACGUCGUCACAGGAGCGGCAUCAGAGUUCUUGAGCGGAGACACGUUUAACGAAAAAGGCGCUUAUGAUUACCAGCUGUCUGCUGACCGCAAAUAUGUUGCAUUCAUAAGCAACCGUACCAAGCUGUGGCGGCAUUCAUUUACAGCUACAUAUUCACUUUAUGACCGGGAAUCAAAAAAUUUCACAACCUCUGACAUUCCUGAAGAAAUCCAGUACUUUGCCUGGUCUCCUGAAGGGAACAAACUGGCCUACGUUUGGGAAAAUAAUGUGUACAUAAAGACCAGCCCUGAAUCGCCCCCACAUCAAGUCACCUCAAAUGGCAAGAAGAAUCUGAUUUUUAAUGGGAUCCCGGACUGGGUGUACGAAGAGGAGAUGUUCUCAUCCACUCAAGGACUGUGGUGGUCACCUGGAGGGAAGUACGUGGCUUAUGCUGAGUUCAAUGACACAGAGGUCCACACUAUAGAGUACUCCUGGUAUGGCGAGAACCAGUACCCCAGCACCGUUUCCAUUCCAUAUCCAAAGCCAGGUACUCCCAACCCCAUUGUGAAACUGUUUGUUGUGGACACUGACAACACAACAAUUACUGAAGUUGUUGUUCCAGCCUCACUCAACGCAAGUGAGCACUACUUGGCCACGGUUACUUGGGUGACGGAUGAACAAAUAGCGGUUCAAUGGCUGAAGAGAGUACAAAACCACCUCAUCCUUCAGAUCUACAAUUUUAGUGGAGUCAAGUGGGAUCCUGUUGAGCAUCUGGAGGUACACAGUCCCAUGGGUUGGAUUGGACGGUUCUCUCCACCAGAACCAGUUUUUGAGGCAGACAAGAACAGCUAUUACCUGUUGAUGAGUGACGCUACAGGGUACAAGCACAUCCAUCAUGUGCUCGGGGGCAAAGCUAAAGCAAUCACCUUUGGAGAAUGGGAAGUCAUUGACAUUUUGAAAGUAACUGCGGAUAGUGUAUAUUAUUCAAGUAAUGAAGGGGGCAAGCCAGGAAGAAGGAAUGUUUACCAGUUUUUCAAGAGCAUCGAUCAAGGGAGCGCAUUGUAUAUGACCCGGUGUCUGACUUGUGAAUUACGCAAAGAAGACUGUCAGUAUAACUCUGCCUACUUUAGCCACAAUGCCUCCUUCUACCGUAUGAGCUGCAGUGGUCCUGGCAUUCCUUACUAUGCUCUCAUGGAUACCAGGCCAAAUCAAGUGUUAAAGGUUUUGGAGGACAAUAAAGAAUUUAGCAGCCUGAUAUCGGACAUCCAAAUGCCCACUAUGCGCCGAGCCUCCAUCAAACUUGAAGGACACAAUCUCUGGUAUCAGAUGUUUUUGCCCCCAGGCUUUGAUGAAUCCAAGAAGUACCCUUUACUAAUAGAUGUGUAUGCCGGUCCCUGCAGUCAGAAAGCAGACUUCAUCUACAGGGUAAGCUGGUCCACCUACCUGGCCAGCACUGAGAAAAUCAUUGUCGCAAGCUUUGACGGAAGAGGAAGCGGUUACCAAGGCGACAAGUUAAUGCAUGCAAUCUAUAAAGGUCUGGGAACCUAUGAGGUGGAAGAUCAGAUAACAGCAGCCAGGGAAUUCAUCAAAAUGGGCUUCAUAGACAAAGACAGAGUUGCUAUUUGGGGCUGGUCUUAUGGUGGAUAUGUGACAUCAAUGGCCUUGGGAUCAGGAAGUGGAGUUUUUAAAUGUGGAAUGGCGGUCGCUCCAGUGUCCAAAUGGGAAUAUUAUGAUUCCAUCUACACAGAGCGUUACAUGAUGGAGCCCUCACAGAAUUCUUUGGCCUACACUAACUCAACAGUAACUGCCAGGGCCAAGAAUUUCCAUUCAGUGCAGUAUCUUCUGAUUCAUGGAACAGCUGAUGACAAUGUUCAUUUCCAGCAGGCAGCCGAGAUCUCUGAAGCUCUAGUGGACGAGCAGGUGGACUUUGAGGCGAUGUGGUACACAGACAAGGAUCAUGGGCUUGGCGGCUCGGCCAAUCAACACGUCUACACCCACAUGAGCCACUUCCUACAGAGGUGCUUUGCAUAAAGUCCACUGGGUCACAAAAAUCUCUUUUCACAACCUGAAUAAAACUAAAAUGUUGGAUAAAGUCUUUAAGUCUUUAGUUCUCCAAACGCCAGGAAAGUACAAAGUGGUCCAAAUCAUAUAAUGUCGUUUAGUGAAAAUUUGUCAUGCGUCAGAAAUGGAAAUGAUAACUUGCAUGUUUACUUGUACCACAAAUACUUCAAAUGUGGAUUUCUUUUCAAAGUUUGUUUUGUGAAUUUAACUAUAUUUGACAAGACAUAGGCUACAGUAAUGAUAUGAAAGUGUAACUACUUGUACUACUUAGGACAUAGUUUUUACAGUAUUGUAUUAAAAUAUGCACAU